ACAUUCACCUUUUUUCUAACCUCAUUUAUUUUUCUCUCAGUUUGUUCACAGUUUGCCAAGGGAGUGUAUGCCAUAUUCGGGUUCUAUGACCGGAAGACAGUCAACAUGUUGACAUCAUUUUGUGGUGCUCUUCACGUCUGCUUUAUAACCCCCAGCUUCCCCGUAGCCACUUCCAAUCAAUUUGUCCUGCAGCUCAGGCCGGAACUUCAGGAUGCCCUAAUCAGCGUGAUAGAGUAUUACAAGUGGAAAAAAUUUGUGUACAUUUAUGAUGCAGACCGAGGUUUGUCUGUCCUCCAGAAGGUGCUGGACACUGCGGCAGAGAAGAACUGGCAAGUUACAGCUGUCAACAUUCUCACCACCACAGAGGAAGAAUAUCGUCUGCUUUUUCAGGAUCUAGACAAGAGUAAAGAUCGUCAGGUCGUGAUAGACUGUGAGUCCGAAAGACUGAAUGCCAUACUCACCCAGAUUGUCAAGCUAGAAAAGAACAUUGUUGGAUAUCACUAUAUUCUUGCCAACCUGGGUUUCAUGGACAUUGAACUGCAGAAGUUUCAAGAAGCGGGGGCCAAUGUUACAGGAUUUCAGCUGGUUAACUACACAGACGCCAGGGUAUCGCAGAUAUUGCAGCAAUGGAAAACCUAUGAUGGUCGGGAACAACCUCGUGUAGACUGGAAGAAACCAAAGUAUACCUCUGCCCUAACGUACGAUGGUGUUCGUGUGAUGUAUGAAGCCUUCCAAAAUCUGAGGAAACAAAGAAUAGACAUUUCACGUCGUGGUAAUGCUGGAGACUGCUUGGCCAACCCAGCUGUUCCAUGGGGACAAGGCAUAGAUAUCCAGAGGGCAUUGCAGCAGGUUCGGCUGGAGGGUUUGUCUGGCAAUGUCCAGUUCAAUGAGAAGGGGAGGAGAACAAAUUAUACAUUGCAUGUGCUGGAGCUCAAACAUAAAGGAAUCAGACAGAUUGCUACAUGGAAUGAAGAUGACAAAUUGAUCCCAUUAGCCACUGAUGCCCAAGCAGGAAAUGAAUCCAUAGGGGUUCAGAAUAGGACGUACAUCGUUACCACCAUUUUGGAAGCACCCUAUGUUAUGUACAAAAAGAAUGCUGAUGAAUUUGAAGGCAAUGAUAAGUUUGAGGGGUACUGCGUUGAGCUGGCCCAGGAAAUCGCCAAGCAUGUUGGAUUCAAGUACAAGCUGGAGAUCGUAAAGGAUGGGAAAUAUGGAGCUCGUGAUUCAGACAUGAAGGCAUGGAAUGGAAUGGUGGGGGAGUUGGUGUAUGGGAGAGCGGAUCUUGCGGUGGCCCCGUUGACAAUUACUCUGGUCCGAGAAGAAGUUAUUGACUUUUCCAAACCUUUUAUGAGCUUGGGUAUAUCCAUUAUGAUUAAGAAGCCUCAGAAGUCAAAACCAGGUGUCUUCUCCUUUUUGGAUCCACUGGCCUAUGAGAUCUGGAUGUGCAUAGUGUUUGCCUACAUUGGAGUUAGUGUGGUCCUCUUUUUAGUCAGUCGGUUUAGUCCAUAUGAAUGGCACAAUGAAGAAUUUGAGGAGGGAAGAGAGCCACCUUCUACGGACCAUUCAAAUGAAUUUGGGAUAUUUAAUAGCCUCUGGUUUUCACUGGGAGCAUUUAUGCAACAGGGGUGCGAUAUUUCCCCUAGGUGA
This is a messenger RNA of Staurois parvus, 1647 nucleotides long. The record is from the annotation of a GenBank genome assembly. Lineage: Eukaryota; Metazoa; Chordata; Amphibia; Anura; Ranidae.